Messenger RNA from Glycine soja, 1775 nucleotides. RefSeq names its product transcription factor SPATULA-like. NCBI's taxonomy places the organism in Eukaryota, Viridiplantae, Streptophyta, Magnoliopsida, Fabales, Fabaceae. The coding region runs from base 211 to 1356 and encodes 381 amino acids. Gene Ontology annotation, cellular component: nucleus. The record is from RefSeq and is a predicted model, not a curated record. The transcript has 7 exons. Gene Ontology annotation, molecular function: protein dimerization activity.
AAAACCCGCCCACAAUUCCCCAUAUCAUGUCAUGUUCGUGUCCUUCUUCCUUUUCCUUUUCCACAAGUUCUUGAAAGUGAUUGCAGUACCAUUUACUACUUUCUUUCUCUCCUCUUCUCAACACACGGAAAACAAAACAAAACCACCACAACCAAACCGAAACCCCUUUCAGUUCUCUGCAUUCUUCAAACACACACACACACACACAGAAUGGGUGACAUGUACCACUUUGACAAGAACCUCUCCUCACAAGACGAAAUCUCACUUUUUCUGCGUCAGAUUCUGCUCCGUUCAUCUUCACCUUCCCACUCCAUGCCUGCUGGAUCCUGCACCUCCAACGCUGCUCAACAAAACGUAAAUGCACACCACCCUUCUUUCACGGCGUCACAGCUCCAAGAUGGGAAGAUCUUGGCCGUUGAUUCCACCGCUUCUUUUGUCUCCGGUUCUGCUGCUUGCAGUUCCUUCAAGGGCCAUGGUGCUUCUGCUGCAAAUGUGUCUUCUUCUUCUGCUGGAGUGAGUGAGAACGAGAAUGAUGACUAUGAUUGUGAGAGUGAGGAGGGUGUUGAGGCUCCGGCCGAAGAAGUUCCAACAAAGGCUGCUUCUUCUAGGAGUUCAUCUAAAAGAUCAAGAGCUGCAGAAGUUCAUAAUUUGUCAGAGAAGCGGAGAAGGGGUAGGAUCAACGAGAAAAUGAAGGCUUUGCAAAACCUAAUUCCAAAUUCUAACAAGACAGAUAAGGCUUCAAUGCUCGAUGAAGCUAUUGAAUACCUUAAACAGCUUCAGCUACAAGUACAGAUGCUGUCAAUGAGAAAUGGGUUGAGUUUGCAUCCUAUGUGCUUUCCUGAAGGCUUGCAGCCUCUGCAGUUGUCUCAGAUGGGUAUGGAAUUAAGUGAAAGAAACAGGUUUACCUCUUUAAACAUGUCAGCUACUCUGCCUCUGCACCAAGACAACAAUCCCUUGCACUAUGCAUCCAAUCUACCUAACAAACACAAUCUCCCAAAUCAGCCAUCUGUGCCCUAUCCUCCAUACAUUGACAACCCAGAAACUUCUUUCGGUCUGGAACCCCGAAUCCAAACGGAUAUGAAACCUCUUCAACACAAAGGAGGAUCUUCUGAGCCAAUACGAGGGGAAGACAUUUUGCAGCACCAGCAAUCAAGUGGUAUCCAUUCAGAUGCCAAUACAUUAGGUGGUUCUCAAGUUGUCAAAGAAUUCGAAUCAGGCACGAGACUAUCAUUCCCUUUUGACACGCAAGCAUGUGAACCCAAAGACAACAGCAACUCUUCGCAACCAUGCAUUGGCGGAAGAGAUCAUUCAGGAGUGAUCAUAAGAAAUAGUGAGACCAACAUUGUUGGUAGGUAGGUAUAUGAUGCUUAUGUGAAUGAUAUGUAGCUAGGUUCGUGCAUGCAAUGCAACAUGUCUUGAAAAGCUUUUCACCAGAGACUGCAGAAGGGAGAAAGUGGUCAGUGGCAACUCGAAGACCGAAAAGUCAGAUUUUUGAAGUUUACUGCCAGUAAUGCCUUCUGAAUUUUGGUUUCGUAAAAGCAGGAAUCUCAAUAUUAUCCCUUGAGCAUUUUGUAAUGUUCUCAAAAAGCCUCUGGCCUACGUGACAUGAGAGCAGAUUUUUUUUUUUUUCUCUUUCUAGCUUCUCGAGUUGAUAAAAUUAUGUAUGUAUAAUGUAUGCAGAGAAUAUAACUACCCAUUGUUAUGCGGAUUAUAUAACCACUGUAGAAUAUCCUAUGGUGGUUUUAUUUCAGUUCACGAUAAAAACAAAUUGCCUA